CGGGAGGCAGGGUUGCCUAGGCGACGCCGGGGGCGCGCUCGUGGGGUGGGAAGGGAGCCGGGGCUGCUCAAUGACAAAUCGGCAGGGGACGGCUGGGGUCCGGCCCCGCGAGGAGGAGAAGGAGAGGGCGGGGCGGGUUUAAGAGCCGCGGGCCUGGUGCGGACGGCCAAGGCGACGCGGGACAAGUCCCAGCUCUUCACCUGGGUCUUCUGUCCGUGGGUCACAACCUCAGAAAACCAGCAGGAUGGCUGCAAACAAGAGUAAGAGCCAGAGCUCCUUGGCCCUGCACAAGGUGAUCAUGGUCGGCAGUGGAGGGGUUGGCAAGUCGGCCCUGACGCUUCAGUUCAUGUACGAUGAGUUUGUAGAAGACUAUGAACCAACCAAAGCCGACAGUUACAGAAAGAAAGUAGUUCUUGAUGGAGAAGAAGUCCAGAUAGAUAUUCUGGACACGGCUGGACAGGAGGACUAUGCAGCCAUUCGAGACAACUACUUUCGGAGUGGGGAAGGUUUUCUCCUCGUGUUCUCAAUCACAGAACAUGAAUCGUUCACAGCAACUGCUGAAUUCAGGGAACAGAUCCUCCGCGUUAAGGCCGAAGAAGAUAAAAUUCCAUUGCUCGUCGUGGGAAACAAGUCUGACUUAGAGGAGCGGAGGCAGGUGCCCAUCGAGGAGGCUAGGAGUAAAGCGGAGGAGUGGGGCGUGCAGUACGUGGAGACGUCGGCUAAAACGCGGGCCAACGUGGACAAGGUGUUCUUUGACCUAAUGAGAGAGAUCAGAGCAAAGAAGAUGUCGGAAAACAAGGACAAGAAUGGCAAGAAAAGCAGCAAGAACAAGAAAAGUUUUAAAGAAAGAUGUUGCUUACUGUGAAUGCCAAGAUGGUGGAUGGAGUCAGCCUCCACUAAGGACAUAGGGCGGGUUCCUUCAGAGAAGACUAUAGUCAACUUCUUGGCGUGUUCCCUGCUCUCCCCAGCCUCGUUCACGCAUACUUCUUUAAACGGGGAAAAAUAUUUGUGAAUCAGCGGCUGGCAGAAGAAAUAAGCCCUCGUCCUUGCAGUGGACCAGCUGCUCUGUCAGGAGGUUUUGGAGUUCCCUUUUCCCUCCUUGCCUCCCUCCCUCGCUUCCAAAAAUUUAAU
Messenger RNA from Ceratotherium simum simum (southern white rhinoceros), 1131 nucleotides. It is a transcript of the gene RALB, whose product is annotated as RAS like proto-oncogene B. The record is from RefSeq and is a predicted model, not a curated record. Gene Ontology annotation, cellular component: membrane. NCBI's taxonomy places the organism in Eukaryota, Metazoa, Chordata, Mammalia, Perissodactyla, Rhinocerotidae. Gene Ontology annotation, molecular function: GTP binding; GTPase activity. Gene Ontology annotation, biological process: signal transduction.